AUGAUUACAGAUACACGCCAAGGCCUUCAAAAGCGCAUGGCUGCCAUCUUCGCUGAAGCGAAAGAGCAAGGCUUGAAUGUAUGCGACACGCUACCAUCGGAAGUGCUGGACCAUUUCCUAGUAUCAUUGAAGACCGAGAAUAUUUGCUUCGCGCCUGAAGAAGAAGCCAAGGGCAUGGAAGAAAAGAAUCUGGACCUGGAGACACAGCUGAAGCAAGCUCAACAGGCGCUUCAAAACAUCGAUAUUCCCGAAGAUGCAAACCAAUUGCAGGUUGAACUCGGUCUAGCGAAGAAGUCUGCUGACUUCUAUCGUGGCCUCAUGAAUGAGGCUGAGGAAAGGGCCACUAGAUACCAAGAGAAAUGGCAAGAGGCUCUCCAACAGCAGGUUGCUGCCGAAGAAAUGGACAACAAAUUCGAGCGGUUGAAAGCCGAGAACAGCGAUCUUCGACGGUCCAAAUCUAUCAUUGCAGAGGAGAUGCGAAAGAUGAAAGACAUCUACGACAAGCUUCGAGACAAAGACCUUGGGGUAGUUGUAGACAAAGAAGAGAAGGUCAUGGCCUUGGAGAAGCAGCUCAAAGAGUUGAAGGCAACGUCUGAAGAACUCCAAGAGGAGAAUUGCGCUGUCGAAGGGCAAUAUCAUGAAGUGAUGUCGUCGCUGGACGCUGUUGUCACUGAAACUACUGAUGAUCUCAACGCUGCUAAGGCACGAGCUCGUGCGGCCGAACAGCAACAGAGUGCCACCUUCUCCGAGAUACAACCUUUACGAAGAUUCUACAACCAUGCGAACGACAUCCUCAAUAUUUAUCAGGGUAUUUUUAGGCAGUUGCUUAAUGCUGUGGAGCAAAAUGUCACAUACUCAUCGGAUUUCCGUGAGAUGCUCUUAGCUCGUCUGCAAGCGGCCUCUGGAGAGUGUGAGGCAUUCCUUACACUGCGGGCUCUGUUUGCGGCUGAAGGUUUGCCCCAGACUGAGCAUUCCGAGCAGUUGAGUGAUCUUGCGCAAUCUGCACAACAAAUGCAAAAGUGCUUAGACAACAUUGGCCAAGACAUGGUUCAAUUUCUGUGGGCACUUUCGCGUCGGCCGGAUAUUCUCAAGUUGAUCCGCCUGAAGUUUAGCGUACUGCGGUGA
Messenger RNA from Didymosphaeria variabile, 1125 nucleotides. RefSeq lists its product as uncharacterized. The record is from RefSeq and is a predicted model, not a curated record. The coding region runs from base 1 to 1125 and encodes 374 amino acids. Lineage: Eukaryota; Fungi; Ascomycota; Dothideomycetes; Pleosporales; Didymosphaeriaceae. The transcript has a single exon.